Molecule: messenger RNA, 2404 nt
Organism: Vigna umbellata (rice bean)
Lineage: Eukaryota; Viridiplantae; Streptophyta; Magnoliopsida; Fabales; Fabaceae
Source: RefSeq, a predicted model, not a curated record
AUGCUCCCUCCGCAGAGUGACUGCAGAGACAUUUGCAAGGUGCUGGUGUGUCUAACACAUUCAAGGUUACUCCCCAAGGGUCUUCAACUCCAUGCAUACGUUAUCAAAUUAGGGUUUGAAGCUCUUCCAUUGGUUUGCCAUCAUUUGAUCAACUUCUACUCCAAAACUAACCUUCCUCACUCCUCGCACAAACUCUUCGAUUCCUUUCCCCAGAAGUCCGCCACCACAUGGAGCUCCGUCAUCUCCGCCUUCGCCCAGAACGACCUCCCCCACCUCGCCCUCCGCUUCUUCCGUCGCAUGCUCCGCCACGGCCUCCUUCCCGACGACCACACCCUACCCACCGCCACAAAGUCCUGCGCCGCCCUCUCGUCCCUCCCCACCGCCCACUCCCUCCACGCCCUCGCCAUAAAAAGCGCCAACCACUUCGACGUGUUCGUUGGAAGCUCCCUCGUCGAUAUGUACGCUAAAUGCGGCGAAAUAAACAACGCGCGCAAGGUGUUCGACGAAAUGCCUCAUAAAAACGUUGUCUCCUGGAGCGGCCUGAUAUAUGGAUACUCCCAAUUGGGUCUCGAUGAGGAGGCUUUGAACCUCUUUAAAUGUGCUUUGCAGCAGGAUUAUGAUAUUCGAGUUAAUGAUUUUACAUUGUCUAGUGUUUUGAGGGUUUGUAGUGCUUCCACUUUGUUUGAGUUGGGCAAGCAAGUGCAUGGAUUGUGCUUUAAGACGAGUUUUGACUCGUCCUGCUUUGUGGCUAGUUCAUUGAUCUCGUUGUACUCCAAGUGUGGAGUUGUGGAAGGGGGUUACAAAGUUUUUGAGGAGGUGAAGGUUAGGAACCUUGGCAUGUGGAAUGCGAUGUUGAUUGCGUGUGCUCAGCAUGCUCACACGGGGAAAACGUUUGAGCUGUUUGAAGAGAUGGGGAGUGUCGGGGUGAAGCCGAAUUUCAUCACGUUCUUGUGUCUGCUUUAUGCGUGCAGCCAUGCGGGGUUGGUGGAGAGGGGGAAGCAUUACUUUGGGUUGAUGAAGGAGCAUGGGAUUGAACCCGGAUCGCAGCAUUAUGCAACCAUGGUCGAUUUGCUUGGUCGUGCUGGGAAGUUGGAUGAAGCGUUUCGGGUGAUUGAGGGCAUGCCUAUGGAGCCAACGGAAUCUGUUUGGGGGGCUUUGUUGACUGGGUGCAGGAUUCAUGGGAACACUGAAUGGGCUUCAUUUGUGGCUGAUAGGAUUUUUGAGAUGGGUGCUGUAAGUUCUGGGAUUAAUGUCUUGCUUUCUAAUGCUUAUGCUGCUGCUGGGAGAUGGGAGGAGGCGGCGAGAGCGAGAAAAAUGCUGAGGGAUCAGGGAAUAAAGAAAGAAACUGGUUUGAGUUGGGUGGAGGAGGGUAACAGGGUUCAUACAUUUGCUGCUGGGGAUAGGUCUCAUGGGAAGACCAAGGAAAUUUAUGAGAAGUUGGAGGAGCUGGGAGAGAAAAUUGCGAAAGCUGGGUACGUUGCAGACACGUCUUUCGUGUUAAAAGAAGUGGACGGAGAUGAGAAGAGUCAAACUAUAAGGUAUCAUAGUGAAAGGUUGGCCAUAGCGUUUGGACUUAUUACUUUUCCUCAGGAGCGACCUAUCAGAGUGAUGAAGAACUUGCGUGUUUGUGGUGAUUGCCACACUGCCAUCAAGUUUAUUAGCAAAUGUACCGGAAGGGUAAUCAUUGUGAGGGAUAAUAACCGGUUCCAUCGAUUUGAGGAGGGAAAAUGUACAUGCGGAGAUUAUUGGUGAUGAUGGCAAGGUGAUAAAUAACAUGAGAGUCACUGAACAAAUCAAAUUAUUUUCAGUGGCAGAGGAGGAACAGAAUAACGUGAUGGGAGGGAAAAGGGAAGCCUAUAUAGUACUGUACUCAUACCCCACGAAGAACUCCAAAAGCAAUUUGAAUACCAUUCUUGAGACUAUCAAUUGUUGCAUUUACAAAACCUAGUGUGUUAUAUGACAACCUAAUUUGCACUUUUGUAGAUGUUCCAGGGUAUGACAACCUUCAAAUAUAAAGACAUAGAUAAGAUGCGUGAAUGUGAGAAGUAGCAGUUUUGAUGGCGCUUCUGAUUACUCAGUUGACUUCUCCAUACCAUUUUGAUUGAGGUUGGAACAUCAAUGACAUGCCAGCCAAGUCGCAAGUUUAAAUUGUCAUGGCCGGCAAGUUUUUGUGAUGCUCCUCUGCCAAAGUUGACGUCUGUCGAUACCUGUGAUCUGAGUUUUUUUCUUGCUCUUAAUGCUUUGGCCUGAGAUAUAGACUGGUUAUAUAGUUAUGAUAUAUGGAUUUUAGUUUCAGCAUACUGUGUGUUGUGUGUUCAUCUAAAGUGUAAGGCAUAGCUAUGUUUAGCUGCUCUAAUAACGAUUAUGUAACGGAUCUGACAUCUCCUUGUAUGUAUAUUCUUGG